Molecule: messenger RNA, 662 nt
Organism: Branchiostoma floridae (Florida lancelet)
Lineage: Eukaryota; Metazoa; Chordata; Leptocardii; Amphioxiformes; Branchiostomatidae
Product: peroxiredoxin-5, mitochondrial-like
Biological process (GO): cellular response to oxidative stress; cell redox homeostasis; hydrogen peroxide catabolic process
Cellular component (GO): cytoplasm; peroxisome; mitochondrion
Molecular function (GO): thioredoxin peroxidase activity
Source: RefSeq, a predicted model, not a curated record
CUCAAAAGACUUUGCCCUCCCCUCGCCCCUGUCUGAUGAUGCUGAUCCCAGUAGCCCUGGGCUCUGUCACACACCGCCUCCCGUCUGCCAUAGGAGCUCUUCGCACAAUUUUCACAGCCACAGCCUACAGCAUGCCGAUCAAGACACAUCUUCCAGGGUUUGUGAGCCGAGCCGGAGAUCUGCAAGCUAAAGGUGUGCAGGUGAUCGCCUGUGUGUCUGUCAACGACCCCUUUGUGAUGGAGGCUUGGGGCAGAGACCAGAAGGCAGAGGGGAAGGUCCGUAUGCUUGCUGACACAGGAGCAGAAUUCACCAAGGCCAUUGGCUUAGACCUGGAUGCCACUGCAAUUCUUGGAAACAUCAGAUCCAAGAGGUACUCCAUGUUGGUUGAAGAUGGUGAAGUAAAGCAGCUGAACGUGGAACCGGAUGGAACUGGUCUCUCCUGCAGUCUGGCUGAGGAGCUGAAGCUGUAGUUUAUGCUAUAGCCUUACUCAGUCUGUCACAUAAUCUACAGUAACAUUGUUUCAUUGUUAUCUAUUCUGUGGAUUAGAAAAUUAAGUUUGUCUUAUGGCCUAAUGCUUCUAUGGUCUGAAAACUGUGAUUGCUUGAAAAAGAAUUAUGUGAUGUUUGCUGGCAUUGAAAAUAAAGAGGUUUGAUGUAAGAUU